Drosophila innubila is the source of this 5604-nucleotide messenger RNA. It is a transcript of the gene cora, whose product is annotated as protein 4.1 homolog. The transcript is spliced from 17 exons. Bases 441 to 5579 code for a protein of 1712 amino acids. The record is from RefSeq and is a predicted model, not a curated record. NCBI's taxonomy places the organism in Eukaryota, Metazoa, Arthropoda, Insecta, Diptera, Drosophilidae. Gene Ontology annotation, molecular function: actin binding; structural molecule activity. Gene Ontology annotation, cellular component: cytoskeleton; plasma membrane.
GUUUGCUCUUCGUGCGCAGCAUUUCGAAUAUUUUACCACGGUAUUCAACGACGACGACGACAACAACAAAUUGUCUUUUUUCGUGCUGAAUAGAAAAAAGUGGCCAAGAAUUUGUUUAUUUGUAUGUGUGUGUGUGUGUGUGUGCGAAGUCAAAUAGAAUCUUUUGUGAAAAGUGAAAACAGCACGCAAACCCAACUCACGGCUCAAACAAAAUCAAAACAUAGCUGAAGAAAAGCGCCGCAAAGUAUUCAACGCUUCCCGUGGAUUAACAAUUGAAUUCUAAAGCAAAGCUUAAUCUCCUCGGCGACAACAACCGCAGCACAAGACCAAGAAGAAGAAGAAUAAGUUAUUGCAGAAAAAUAAUUGAGCUUUAUUCAACGACCUGUCUCACUCUCCUGCUGCAUCCAUCAAACUGUCUGCGUAGCUGAGGGCCCGAAACGAUGCCGGCGGAAAUUAAACCAUCCGCGCCUGCUGAGCCGGAAACUCCGACCAAGAGUAAACCGAAGAGCAACUCAUCGACAUUUUCAAAAGCCGCUUUGGCCCGUGUCACACUGCUCGAUGGCUCCAUUCUGGACGUGACCAUUGACCGCAAAGCCAAAGGGCGUGACCUGGUUAACUCGAUCUGUGCUGGACUUAACAUCAUUGAGAAGGACUACUUUGGCCUGACUUAUGAGACGCCAACCGAUCCGCGUACCUGGCUGGACUUGGAGAAGCCCGUGGCGAAGUUCUUUCGCACAGAUCCCUGGCCAUUGUCGUUUGCAGUCAAGUUCUAUCCUCCGGAGCCGUCGCAGCUGCAGGAGGACAUCACGCGCUACCAUCUCUGCCUGCAAGUGCGCAAUGACAUCCUAGAGGGUCGUCUGCCAUGCACAUUUGUAACUCACGCCCUACUCGGCUCGUACCUGGUGCAGUCGGAGAUGGGAGAUUAUGAUCCCAAGGAAAUGCCGACUCGCGCCUAUCUCAAGGACUUUAAAAUUGCACCCAAUCAAGCUCUGGAACUAGAGGACAAAGUCAUGGACUUGCACAAGACCCACAAAGGUCAAUCGCCCGCUGAGGCCGAGCUUCAUUAUCUGGAGAACGCCAAGAAGCUGGCCAUGUAUGGUGUGGAUUUGCAUCCCGCCAAGGACUCUGAGGGCGUCGACAUUAUGCUGGGAGUCUGUGCGUCCGGUCUCUUGGUUUAUCGCGAUAAACUGCGCAUUAACCGUUUCGCUUGGCCAAAGAUCUUGAAGAUCUCGUACAAGCGUCAUCAUUUCUACAUCAAGAUACGACCGGGCGAAUUCGAGCAAUACGAAUCCACCAUCGGUUUUAAGCUUGCCAAUCAUCGGGCUGCCAAGAAGCUUUGGAAGUCCUGUGUGGAGCAUCAUACCUUCUUCCGUCUGAUGACGCCGGAGCCCAACACCAGAUCCACGUUGUUCCCACGCUUUGGCUCCAAGUACCGCUUCUCGGGUCGCACCCACUACGAGAGCAAAGCGACACCUGUCGACCGUACAGCACCCAAGUUUGAUAGGGCUCUCUCCGGUGUUCGCCUCUCAUCCCGCAGCAUGGAUGCCUUGGCCAUGGCUGAGAAGGAGAAGGUUGCUCGCAAGAGCAGUACCUUGGACCAUCGUGGAGAUCGUACCAAUAAUGCGGACUCGCACGGCCGUAGUCCCAUCAAGAAGGACAAGAAGGAUAAGCCCAUGAUCGAGGACUCCCUAUAUAUGGAUGAAGAAAAGGAAGCUAAAUUGCGUGAAAAGAAACUAAAGGAGAAGGAGGAAAAGGAGCGCAAGGAGCAGGAAAAAAGAGAUCAAAAGGAGAGGGAAAAGGCAGAGAAAGCGGCUAAAGCAGCUGCUGCUGCUGCCUCCGCUGCAGCCGCCGGAGCUGGAGUUAACGGCAAUGAUGACCUAAAUGACUCCAAUAAAUCGGGCAGACGUGGCGUUGGUAUUUUCUCAUCGGGUCGGAAGAGCAAGAGCGGUUCACCGUCCAAGGAUGGCAAAGACAAGUCCAAGGAUGGCAAGGACAAGGAUAAGGAAAUGGGUCGUCUUGGUUUGGUCGUUACCUCGGGUCUUGGUGAUCAGGACAAGGAACAAAGCGAUGCCAGUCGCAAUGCUGGAAAUGCUGGAAGUCGUGGUUCCACCACACCUGGCGUCACCCGUCCCUAUGAAUAUGCCGUGGAUGCCGAUGGCAAUGCCAGCAGUCCGACACGCAAAUCUUAUACUCCCGGCGGCUUCCGUUACGACCAGGAUCCGAAGAGUGGCAAACUACUAGGUCCCGAUGGUCAGGAGCAACUAUCGCCGACAUCGCAGCAGAAGAAGAUUGGGCUGGCCUUCAAUUAUGCUCCUGGCAAUGAGAGUGCCCUCAAGGAGACCGCUGAGAAGAUCAAGUCCGGUCAGCUGUCACCACGUACGCAGGAUAAGCUCAACCGGGGACAGUUGUCGCCCAAGUCAAGGGCUAAGCUGCUCCAAGAUGGCAAUCUGUCACCCACAACGCGUGCCAAAUUACAGGGUAGUGCUGUCGAUGCUGCUGCCGUGGGACUGAACGAUGCCCAAAAGAGAUCCUACUCACCUACCAAGGGAGCGGGACAAGGAGCGGGCUACUCCUCGGGUGCUCCGGGCAGUUACAAGCCGAUCUCUGAUCCCACAGCCGAUUUCCUCGAAUCGCAACGUUAUAACAAAGAACCUGGCUACGUGGGUCUGGCAGCUGGGGCCACCAAACCUGGUUCACCCAAGAAGUCUGCACCUGGAACUGGAUCAGGAGCUGCAACUGGAGCAGGUCUGGCCGCUGGCGUUGCUGCUGGUGCAGCUGCUGCAGCUGCUGCUAAACCGAAGAAGAAGCGUGUUAAGAUCAUGGUCAUCACCUCGAAAUUCGAUCCCGCCACGAAACGCAUUGAUGCCGAGAAUGGCUCCAUUGAGCACUCCACGGGCAUCUUGGAUCCGGCGACAGGUCGCAUUGAUACCAAAUAUGGUGUCAUCGAUCCCAAGAAUGGCACCUUGGAGGCAUUGAAUACCAAGACAGGCAAAAAGGAAUUGUUCCAGGGUGAUCUUGAUCCAAAAACAGGCAAUCUGCAUUUGGUUUCCGGCGUAUCAGAUCCCAAAACCGGACGCAUCGAUGAGUCUUUGGGCCAGAUCGUGUGCAUCACGCCACAGGAUAAUCCAGUUGUUGAGCUCACCGUCAUCACCAGUCGCAUUGAUCCCGCCACGGGUAAGAUCGAUACUGUUAAUGGCGAUGUGGAGCGUUCCUUGGGUGUAUUGAACAUAGACACAGGUCUCCUGGAUACCAAAUAUGGUGAGAUAAACACACGCACUGGUGAGUUGAAGGCCAUCGAUCCGAAAUCUGGCAAAAUUGUGGUUACCAAGAAUGUUAAGGUUGAUCCUGGCACUGGACAGAUCACAAUACUGGGCUUAAUCGAUCCCAAGACGAACAAGAUUGAUCCCAACCAAGGUCGCAUUAUCGAGGUUGGUCAGCAAAUUGAUCCAAUUGUUGAGGUCACUUCACUGGCUGGCAAAUUUGAUUCGAAGAAGAAUGUUAUCGAUCCGAAGACAGCUCAGGUGGAAACCUCGGGCGGACAGUUUGAUCCAAAGCAGGGCAAGAUCGAUACGAAAUACGGACAAAUUGAUUUGGUGAAGCACACGAUCACUUUCACGGAUCCCAAGUCUGGCAAGACAGUGACCCGGGAUAUCAAGAUCGAACCCGCAACCGGACAGAUCGUGCUAAAGAACCAGAUCAAUCCGAAGAACAACAAACCCGACAAGGACUACGCAAGGAUCAUUUCACUGCGCAUCGUUCAGCAACGUGUGGAUCCGGCGACAAAGGCUCCAAUUGCUCAAGUCAGUGCCGCCAAGGAUAAGGACAUUAUUGUUGAUCCCAAAUCCAACCAGAUUUGGGUGCCGACUGGUGCAAGUGAUCCUAGCACCAAGGAGCAACAGUAUAUUUCCAGCAGCGUUGAUCCCAAGACCGGAUAUGUCAUCACCAUCUAUGGCUACCUUGACCCCAAGACCAACGAGAUCAAGAAACAGACCAAGCUCGACCCCAACACCAUUAAGAUUGAGCCAUCGUCCGGCAAGAUCUACACAGCCACCGGAGAAGUGGACAAGGCCACCGGUGAACCGCUUUACGCCGCCACCCAAGUGGAUCCCGAGUCCGGUGAGGUGUACACCAAACUGGCUCGCGUUGAUCCCAAGACCGGCAAGAUUGUGAUCGUGAGAAUUUUGCUAAUAUCGAAAACGGACGAGCGUGGUCGCCCAGAGGAAAUCGAUCCAGAGACAUGCGAGAUUGAUCCCGUUUCUGGGCGCGUUCUUAAGUUCUUCAACAAAACCGUUUAUGUUUACAAUAUGAUUGAUCCGGUAACUGGUGAAAUUGUACAGGUCGAUCCCAAUGAUCCUCGUUUCGCCGGCGCCCGCACCACAGUGACCCACACGAUGACCUUGACCGGUGAAAUUGAUCCGGUGACGGGACGCAUCAAGAGCGAGUACGGCGACAUCGAUCCAAAUACGGGUGACAUCGAUCCGGCGACAGCGGUAACAGACCCGGUUACGGGCAAAUUGAUACUCAACUAUGCCCAGAUCGAUCCCUCGCACUUUGGCAAACAGGCGCAGGUGCAGACAACCACAGAGACGGUGCCGAUCACACGCCAGCAAUUCUUCGACGGAGUCAAGCACAUUGGCAAGGGUGCACUGCGUCGCGACUCCGAGGGCAGCUCGGAUGAUGACAUGACCCAACAGUAUGCCAGCGAUCAGGUUCAGGAUCUUAUGACGAGUCCGGCAAAUCAAUCGGGUGUCACCAGUAAAAAUGUGGUGGGCAAAGCCGUGAGCACACCCACCGUGGUGAAGACGACAACGAAACAGGUGCUGACCAAGGACAAUGACGGUGUCAGACACAACGUCGAGGAGGAGGUGCGCAAUCUGGGCACCGGUGAGGUGACCUAUUCGACACAGGAACACAAGGCUGAUGCAACACCAACCGAUCUAAGUGGGGCGUAUGUCACAGCAACCGCAGUCACCACACGCACAGCCACCACGCACGAGGAUCUGGGCAAGAAUGCCAAGACGGAGCAACUCGAGGAGAAGACGGUGGCCACCACACGCACCUUGGACCCCAACAAUCAGCAGCAGCGUGUUGUCACCCAGGAGGUGAAAACAACGGCGACAGUCACCAGUGGCGAUCAGUAUCAGAGACGCGACAGUGUGUCAUCGACAAGCUCUGGCGACUCCGGCACACCCAUCGAUGGUCCAUACGAUGGCACCAGCGUGAUACGCACUGACAACCAGAAAUCUCCGCUUUAUGCUUCAACCGCAACCACAUCCACCGGCCCACAUGUUGAGAGCACUCGCGUGGUGCUCGGCGAGGACACGCCCGGCUAUUCAGGACAUGGCGAGAUCAUCUCUACCCAAACCGUCAGCAGUAAGACCCGCACCGUGGAAACGAUUACCUACAAAACCGAACGCGAUGGCAUUGUUGAGACUCGUGUGGAACAGAAGAUAACCAUACAAUCUGAUGGCGAUCCAAUUGAUCAUGACAAAGCUUUGGCUGAGGCAAUACAAGAAGCGACGGCCAUGAAUCCGGACAUGACAGUCGAGAAGAUUGAAAUUCAACAGCAAACGCAGUAGAUUUUAUAAUUAUUUAAAAACAAAA